Messenger RNA from Closterium sp. NIES-65, 2544 nucleotides. Lineage: Eukaryota; Viridiplantae; Streptophyta; Zygnematophyceae; Desmidiales; Closteriaceae. The record is from the annotation of a GenBank genome assembly.
AUGUUGCUGGGAUUCCUUUUCGUGCUAAUUUUGUCUUGCGAACCGAUCGGCAGCGAAGGAGCUUGGGGUCGGCGACUUCUCAGCGAUCAUGACGAGAGCGAUCGACCCGGACUCGUAACCCGACCUUUGUUUGCGCCUGGAUCCUCUGGCGACUCGGGCAUUCCGCUGCGCGCCUCGGAUGCUCCACUCCAACGCAAACUGCAGCAGCAGAGGCAGAACAAUCAGUUGUCGUGGCCGAAGCUGGAGUCGUUAACGUUAACGAAGAAGCAGACGGAAAAUCCGUGGAAGCAGACGAAGAACCCGUGGAGGCGGACAGGAAAUCAGUGGACGUGGCAGCAACAGCGGAAGAAGCGGCAGCAACAGCGGAAUAAGCAGCAGGACCAGGAGAAGAAACAGGGGGCGGUGACGAAGCAACCGGACGCGGUGACGAAGCAGCCAGACGAGGUGACGAAGCAGCCGGACGAGGUGACGAAGCAGCCGGACGUGACGACGAAGCAACCGGACGCGGUGACGAAGCAGCCCAGGGAGGUGACGCAGCAACCGGACGUGGUGACGAAGCAGCCGAACGUGGUGACGAAGCAGCCGGACGAGGUGACGAAGCAGCCGGACGAGGUGACGAAGCAGCCGGACGAGGUGACGAAGCAGCCGGACGAGGUGACGACGCAGCCGGACGAGGUGACGACGCAGCCGGACGAGGUGAUGACGCAGCCGGACGAGGUGACGACGCAGCCGGACGAGGUGACGACGCAGCCGGACGAGGUGACGACGCAGCCGGACAAGGUGACGACGCAGCCGGACGAGGUGACGACGCAGCCGGACGAGGUGACGACGCAGCCGGACGAGGUGACGACGCAGCCGGACGAGGUGACGACGCAGCCGGACGAGGUGACGACGCAGCCGGACGAGGUGACGACGCAGCCGGACGAGGUGACGACGCAGCCGGACGAGGUGACGACGCAGCCGGACGAGGUGACGACGCAGCCGGACGAGGUGACGACGCAGCCGGACGAGGUGACGACGCAGCCGGACGAGGUGACGACGCAGCCGGACGAGGUGACGACGCAGCCGGACGAGGUGACGACGCAGCCGGACGAGGUGACGACGCAGCCGGACGAGGUGACGACGCAGCCGGACGAGGUGACGACGCAGCCGGACGAGGUGACGACGCAGCCGGACGAGGUGACGACGCAGCCGGACGAGGUGACGACGCAGCCGGACGAGGUGACGACGCAGCCGGACGAGGUGACGACGCAGCCGGACGAGGUGACGACGCAGCCGGACGAGGUGACGACGCAGCCGGACGAGGUGACGACGCAGCCGGACGAGGUGACGACGCAGCCGGACGAGGUGACGACGCAGCCGGACGAGGUGACGACGCAGCCGGACGAGGUGACGACGCAGCCGGACGAGGUGACGACGCAGCCGGACGAGGUGACGACGCAGCCGGACGAGGUGACGACGCAGCCGGACGAGGUGACGACGCAGCCGGACGAGGUGACGACGCAGCCGGACGAGGUGACGACGCAGCCGGACGAGGUGACGACGCAGCCGGACGAGGUGACGACGCAGCCGGACGAGGUGACGACGCAGCCGGACGAGGUGACGACGCAGCCAGACGAGGUGACGACGCAGCCGGACGAGGUGACGACGCAGCCGGACAAGGUGACGACGCAGCCGGACGAGGUGACGACGCAGCCGGACGAGGUGACGACGCAGCCGGACGAGGUGACGACGCAGCCGGACGAGGUGACGACGCAGCUGGACGAGGAGACGACGCAGGAGGGGACGGAGAAGGCGCAGCGGGGGACGGAGAAGGCGCAGGGGGGGACGGAGAAGGCGCAGGGGGGGACGGAGAAGGCGCAGGGGGGGGCGGAGAAGGCGCAGGGGGGGACGGAGAAGGCGCAGGGGGUGGCGGCGCAGGAGGGGGCGGAGAAGCAGCCGACGGAGGCGGAGAAGAGGCUGCAGGAGGAAGAAGAAAAGAGGAAGAAGCAGCAGGAGAUGAGCAAGCUUCAACAGGAGGCGUCAUACAAGGCUAUGUUGGCAUAUAAGGAGAAUGAGCGGCAGAGGCAGGAGAAGGUGAAGCAGCAGCAGGAGCAGGAAAGGCUGGAGCAGGAGCGACCCGAGUUGAAGCAGCAGCGGCUUGACAAGGAGAAGGAGAUGAGCCGGCUUCAACAGGAGGCGUCAGUGAAGGCCUACCGGGAAUACCAAGAAAGGCAGCGACAGGAGGAGCUGCAGAAGCAGCAGGGACAGCCAGGACGGAGCAUGAUGGGCUGCGUCCGCCAGGAAAAGAAUUGCACCGCGGGCAUGUGCAAGGAUGGGGAGACGUGCAAGCCUUUGAACACGUGCAGGGGGUAUAUCUGCCUGGUAGAUCGUUCUAACCUGCAGACUAAGACGCCCAGGAAGAAAGUGGAUAAGAUCAGUAAGAGCCCCGAGCAGGGGUCCUUGGCUCCGGAGGAAGAGAAGAGGACGAUUGGAAAGCCCGUGGAGGGGAGUGAUAAGGGAAAGAGGAGCAAUGGGAAGGUACUAUGGCAGUCAAGCCCAUAG